AUGACGACCUCAACCCCUGCAUCCCUCUCCCUCCUUCUCCAAAACCUCUCCCUCGACGAAAAUCAAUCUCACGAGGAAGUUCUCCGCCAUGCCAAUAACAUUCUCAAAUCCUCAUCCGACCCACAAACAAUCCGUACCCGUGUAGUAGCCCUCAUAAAACUCGAGAGAUACGAUGAAGCAAUCAAAUCGAUAGUACAGGCCGGUACAUCUUCUGGACUGGAGUUCGAACAUGCAUAUUCUCUGUAUAAGCUUGGUGAUUUGAAGGGUGCUUUGGAUAUAUCGGUGUAUGAGGUGGAGACAGAACGGAGGCAAAGGGCUUUGAAACAUCUACACGCUCAGGCUCAAUACCGAGCGGAAGACUUCGAAUCGGCAACUGUAAUUUACGAAGAAUUAUCUUCCUUGCCUCCUGCAGUAGAGAAUGAAGAGUAUGAUUUAAGAGUCAAUCUCGGAGCCUCAGAGGCACAGCUAUCAUUCGUUGGAAAAGAUGGAUUGCGUCCUAAGAAGCGGGCUACAGCUGAAGAUCUGCAACAGUACGAGAGCGCUUUCAAUGCUGCAUGUAUCUCGAUAGCUCGUGGCGAUUUAAAUGCCGGAUUAAUGCUUUUGAGGACAUCAAAGAAGCUUUGCAGCAGCUUGGAAGGUGUAUCAGAGGAGGAUAUCCAAGCUGAACUAGCCCCUUUGAUUGCCCAGGAACUCUACGUUCUUAUCAAGCUAGGGAAGCUCGAAGAAGCAGUAGCACUCUACAAGUCUUCUGGUAUUCUCGAAACAUCCGACGAAGCCGUCAAACUGAUUGUCUCAGCAAACUGCUAUCUAACUUCUCAAACUCCAAACCCACAUGUCGGCCUCCGCGUCCUCGAAGCUGUUCAGAAGGCCCCACAAGGUUCCCAAAAGCCCUUCACAUUCCAGUCCGAUAUCCUAGACCGGAACAUCACAACCCUAAACCUUCAAGCCGGCAAGGAAAAUGCUGCAAUCACAUCCGCAAAAGCAUUAAAAGCUAAAAAUCCAAACGACUACACCAUAUCGAGCGUUGUGGCAACUAUAGAACUACAAAGUGCUGAUUCGUCGUCUGCAAAGUCGAUAGCGAAGACCUUGAAAGGUGCUGCGAGCCGGAAGUUGGGUUCUACAGCGGAUAUUGGGAUUGCAUUUAUCAACGCUCAGAAUUACCUGAAAGAAAACAAUGUGACGAGCGCCGUAGCUGUCAUCGAAACUCUCCUUAAGGAUCUAGAGAACGAACCCGAGAAACGGUGGUUACCAGGCCUUGUUGGAGUGGUAGCAGGUUUGUAUACUCUGCAAGGACGGAACACCAAGGUGAAGGCGGAAUUGGAGAAUGCUAGUGCGUACUGGCGCAGCACCACCCAUCCCGACCCAGCCGUCCUUCUGGCCACAGGAACAGCCCAACUCAACUCCUCGAAUCUUCAAGACCGAACGAUGGCCGCUUCGAUCUUUGAGUCCCUCGCCGCUAGCAACCCUUCUCCACUCUCCAAUGCAGGUUACAUAGCCUCCCACCCAGCCGAAGAUAUGCCAUCAAAAAUCGCCCAAUUAACACCACUGAACACCCUUCUAAAGGACAUCAAUGUCAAUGCCCUCUUAGACUCCGGCGUUGCAGCUCCACCGACUAAGAAACGGUCGUUGGAUGAGGCAGUAUCCAAACCCCAGAUCAAGUCACGGAAGAAGAGAAAGAUCAGGUUACCGAAGGGUGGUAUCGAUCCCAACAAGAAGCCGGAUCCUGAGAGAUGGCUGCCACUCCGGGAUAGGAGUACAUAUAAGCCGAAGGGGAGGAAGGAUAAGAAGAAAGCGAGAGAUUUGACGCAAGGUGGUGUUGUGACGGAUAAAGAUGGUGAUACGGAGAUGAUUGGAGGCAAUACAGUGACGAAAGUUGCACCGUCGCAAAGCACUGCGUCGAAGAAUAAAGGGAAAAAGAAGGGUGGGAAACGGAAGUAG
Molecule: messenger RNA, 1938 nt
Organism: Orbilia oligospora ATCC 24927
Lineage: Eukaryota; Fungi; Ascomycota; Orbiliomycetes; Orbiliales; Orbiliaceae
Exons: 5
Coding region: 1-1938 (645 amino acids)
Biological process (GO): SRP-dependent cotranslational protein targeting to membrane
Cellular component (GO): signal recognition particle, endoplasmic reticulum targeting
Molecular function (GO): ribosome binding; protein binding; 7S RNA binding
Source: RefSeq, a predicted model, not a curated record